Molecule: messenger RNA, 2265 nt
Organism: Panicum virgatum (switchgrass)
Lineage: Eukaryota; Viridiplantae; Streptophyta; Magnoliopsida; Poales; Poaceae
Product: cysteine-rich receptor-like protein kinase 2
Exons: 7
Coding region: 32-1987 (651 amino acids)
Biological process (GO): protein phosphorylation
Molecular function (GO): ATP binding; protein kinase activity
Source: RefSeq, a predicted model, not a curated record
GCGUCCGCGACCAGCCGUCCCGUUUCGAGCCAUGGCGCCGCCGCCCGAGCGCCCCCUCGCGCUCGUCCUCGCGCUCUGCCCCGCGGCGUCCGCCGACCCGCGCACGUCCGUGGCGGGGCAGGCCUGCGCGCCCGGCACGGCCGUCUCCGGCUCCGCGCUGGCCGACAACUUCGUGCCCGCCAUGGACGACCUCAACACCAACGUCAGCGCGCACGGCUUCGGCACCUCCGCCGUCGGCGGCUCGGGGGGGCCCAACACCGUCUUCGGCCUCGGCCAGUGCCUGCGCGACCUCUCCCCCGUCGACUGCAAGCUCUGCUUCGCCGAGGUGCGCUUGCUGCUCCCCAAGUGCUACCCGCGCGUCGGGGGCCGGCUCUACCUCGACGGCUGCUUCGGGAGGUACGGGAACUACUCCUUCUUCGGGGAGGCCCUCGACGCCGCCGCGGACGCCGCCGUCUGCGCGGAGGGGGGGAACUACACGGGCCCCGCCGGCCCGCGGGCGUUCGCGGCCGCCGUGCGCGCCGCGCUGGCGAACGUCACCGCGGCCGCGGCGGAGCCGGGGAGCCUGGGUUUCGGGGCCGGGUCGGCGGCGGCUGGCGGCGCCACGGCGUUCGCGCUCGCGCAGUGCUGGGAGAGCCUCAACGCCACCGCGUGCGCCCAGUGCCUCCGCGCCGCGUCCGGCGCCGUGGCGCCGUGCGCGCCGGCGGCGGAGGGCCGCGCUCUCUUUGCCGGCUGCUACCUCCGCUACUCCACGCGGCGCUUCUGGAAUGUCAACGCCACCGCGGGCUCCAGUUCGUCAGGAAACAAUGGUGUGGCUUGGAUAUUGGUGGGUUCCUUUCUUGGUGCUUUUGCUGCCGUCCUCAUUAUUGCUUUUCUGGCAUGGAAGAAAAGAACUCUCAGGAGAAAAAAUGGAUGCAACUCAUUUAUAGAUAUGUAUGGAGAUGGACUCUCCGUGAGAAUUGUACAGUCUAGUUUGAAUUUCAAAUAUGAAGAGUUAAGAAAAGCAACAAAUUAUUUUGAUCCAUCAAAUAAACUCGGUCAAGGAAGCUACGGAGCUGUGUACAAGGCGGUUCUUCUGGAUGGUAAGGAAGUAGCUGUCAAGAGACUAUUCCUAAAUACGCGGCAGUGGGUUGAUCAGUUUUUCAAUGAAGUUGAGCUAAUAAGUCAAGUUCGUCAUAAGAAUCUAGUUAAGUUGCUUGGCUGCAGCAUGAAUGGUCCAGAGAGUUUGCUUGUUUAUGAAUACUACUUCAACAAGAGCCUUGAUCUAUUCUUGUUUGAUACAAGUCGUAGAAUAAAUUUAACCUGGGAUAUCAGGGUUGAUAUCAUUCAAGGCAUUGCCGAGGGACUUUCUUAUAUCCAUGAGGAGUCAGAAACACGGAUUAUCCACCGAGACAUCAAAGCUAGUAAUAUUCUGUUGGACGAUAAGUUGAAGCCCAAAAUAACAGAUUUUGGCCUUGCAAGAGCUUUUGGAGAAGAUGUUACUCAUCUUACCACUGGUGUUGCCGGAACAUUAGGCUACAUGGCUCCUGAAUACAUAGUGCAUGGUCAUCUGACAGAGAAGGCUGAUGUCUUCAGCUAUGGUGUUCUUGUUCUCGAGAUUGUAACAGGGAAAAGAUGUAGCAGCUCAAAUGGUUCACAUGGAGGACAGGUCUUGUUAACGAAGGUAUGGAAACACUACAAGGACAAAACAAUUGAGAUGAUUGUUGAUCGAAGCAUCUAUGAAGACAAUAUCAGGGAUGAGGUCAUGCAUAUACUGCAGAUUGGACUGCUAUGCACCCAGGCAAAUCCUGAUGACAGGCCUACAAUGGGGAAGGUGGUGGAGUUGCUAAGAAACCACAGGAAUGAUUUGGUGAUUGUCUUAUGUGAUCCUCCAUUUCUGAAUGUCGAACCUGUCGAGAACAUGCAAGAAGGGGAGCAUUCACGAUUGUUGUCCACAAAUUCUGCUCCUUCACUGUCAGGCUCAUCUCGAUCUUACUUAAGUGGGAGAUAAUCUCAGCAAUGUUUUUCUUGAGUUCCUAUAAGGAACAUAUUUAAGAGUUUGUACAGUUCUGGGUGAUGUAAAGUGAUCGUAUUAGCAGGUAGAUAUUUUGAAAGAAAUCCACCAGCCUAUAUAAAUUAGAAAUAAUGCUAGAAUGGAGGGCACCACUAUAAUUGUAAUUAAUGUUUUGUCAUACAACAAAUGUACAUAAUACAAGUGAUCACAUGACUUUUGCGGUAUACAUUCAUUUGACACUCUUAGUGAAUGAAGACACAUCGAUGAAUUUUACA